Molecule: messenger RNA, 2013 nt
Organism: Leptosia nina
Lineage: Eukaryota; Metazoa; Arthropoda; Insecta; Lepidoptera; Pieridae
Source: the annotation of a GenBank genome assembly
AUGGUGACUGCGUCACUACCUCCAUCAAUAUUGAACGCAAGUAGCACCUUCACAGCAGCAGAGAAAACCAAUGAGACUGAUCUUUCUGAGCUUUUCCACUGGGAAGACUAUGCGGUUCUCGCGGCUAUGCUCUUUGUUUCUUGUGCAAUUGGCGUAUUUUAUGGCUAUUGUGGGGAAAAACAAACGACGGGAGAUGAUUUUCUCUUAGGUGGUUCGUCUAUGGGGACGUUUCCUAUGGCUUUAAGUUUAGCAGCAAGUUUCAUAACAGCUAUAGAAUUAUUGGGAAACCCAGCUGAGAUGUACAUGUCGGGAGCACAAUUUUGGAUGAUUUGUAUUGCGUUCAUCUUGGUUGUACCAAUUUCUAGUCAGCUUUACUUACCUGUUUUUAUGAGGCUGCGUUUGACGUCUUGCUAUGAAUACCUGGAGGUACGAUUCUGCAAAUCUAUGAGGGUUUACGCAAGUGCUUUAUACAUGCUACAAAUGAUAUUGUACACCGCAGUGGCUGUGUAUGCUCCAGCCCUUGCUCUUUCCGAUGUUACUGGAUUGAACACGUAUUUAGCUGUGUCUCUGGUCUAUAUCGUAUGCAUAUUUUACGCGUCUCAAGGGGGUAUGAAAGCUGUUAUAAUGACAGAUUCCUUUCAAUCAGCCGUUCUAGUUGGCUCAUUAGCGACAAUACUAGCCUUAGGUGCUGAGCAGGUUGGAGGUUUAAGCGCUGUUUGGGAUCACGCAAGACGGUCUGAUAGGCUACACUUUUUCGAUAUGAAUCCCGAUCCGACUGUACGUCAUUCUUUCUGGUCAGUUGUUGUCGGAGGUACGAUGUAUUGGAUAAGCAUGUUUUGCGCGAAUCAGGCCUCAGUGCAAAAGUACUUAUCCGUUGAGCGGAUAUCACAAGCAAGAAUAGCUCUGUGGGUUUCGGCUAUCGGGUUAAUUGCUGUUUAUUCUGUCAACUUUAUAACUGGCGCUGUCCUAGCUGCACAUUAUGCUGGUUGCGAUCCAAUUCAAGCUGGUGUCAUAAGCGCAUCGGACAGAUUGCUUCCUUUAUAUGUGGUUCGUGAAUUUGGCAAAGAUCGUGGUGUACCAGGUUUUUUCGUAGCGGGAAUCUUUGCGGCAAGUCUUGGUACUGUUGCAUCGGCGUUAAAUUCACUAGCUGCGAUCGCUUGUCAAGACUUAGCUAACGGUCUAUUGGGUAUCACUUUACCUGAAGAUAAGGGAGCUGUGAUAGCUAAAUGGGUCUGCUUGGCGUGUGGUGCCGUUUCAUUCGGUUUGGUGUUUAUUGUGGAACGGCUAGGUCCCGUUUUACAACUCGCUUUAUCUUUCAACGGCAUGGCAGGAGGAGUAUCUCUUGGGCUUUUUAGUUUGGGAAUGUUAUUUCCUUGGGCUAACGCAAAAGGUGCAGUGGCUGGUGGCAUUUUUGGGUUGUUGGUGGUGGUAGCCGCGGGUGGCGGGGCCCAACUUGCGCAAGUCCCCUUACCGCGUCUGCCAACAUCCACGGAUUCUUGUCCUGACUACUAUAAUCUUACUAUUACAACGACAUCAAGUGAAAAUCAAGAUCAAGCUGUGUUUUGGUUGUUCAAAGUAUCCUACUUAUGGUAUUCAAGCCUCGGUUGCGUAGCAACGCUCUUGGCUGGAAUGGUUGUAUCAGUAAUCACUGGUGUAACGGAUCCUGCACAAGUGCCAAUUGAUCUGAUUUCACCGCCUGUUAUCUCUUUGUUAAAUUCGCUCCCCACGAAAAUAAAAAAAGCAUUGCGGAUACCGACGCGUAUGGGCUUAGAAAGGCGGCGAAGUUCGAGCGUGCGGCCUCCGAGUAUUGCUGAUGACAAGGACACGAGGCGACGGCGCCGACUUUCUGAGCUGGCCGGCGGGGUCUUUUAUAGUGAUGCCCAGAUCCUCACCCAAGGACACGACAACCUCGCUUUGGACACAGAUAAGCACCACAGCGGCGAUUACCACCGCACCAGUUUCAAGCUAGAAGCUUCGACAAGCCCGCAAUUCUCUCGAACAUCCACUUGUUGA